This is a messenger RNA of Pecten maximus, 2802 nucleotides long. Its product is annotated as monocarboxylate transporter 12-like. Gene Ontology annotation, biological process: monocarboxylic acid transport; transmembrane transport. Lineage: Eukaryota; Metazoa; Mollusca; Bivalvia; Pectinida; Pectinidae. The record is from RefSeq and is a predicted model, not a curated record. The coding region runs from base 1 to 1629 and encodes 542 amino acids. Gene Ontology annotation, molecular function: monocarboxylic acid transmembrane transporter activity. The transcript has 6 exons.
AUGGAAUCCGACCAAUAUGAAAGAUCAACCGACGUCAACAGGGUUUCGGACGGUAGAUAUGAAGAUGACUUUGCCAAAUACGGAAUGACAAUGCCAAAUGGAGAAUCAGUUUCAAAUGGUGAAUCAGUUCCAAAUGGUGAAUCAGUUUCAAAUGGUGAAUCUGUCCCAAAUUGUGAAUCAGUUUCAAAUGGUGAAUCAGUUUCAAAUGUCGAAUCUGUUACGAAUGGUGAUUUAAAUAUUUCGAGCGCCGCUUACACCAAUCGGAAUGGGAAACUUGAUGUUACCAGCAGUGAACGUACGGGUCCAAGGGGUGAUGCUGGUGAUGCUGGUGAUCUGAGUUGUGAACUUCCUGUUCCAGAUGAUGGAGGAUGGGGAUGGAUGGUGGCAUUUGCAUCAUUUAUGCACAAUUUCCUGUUAGAUGGAGUGAUAUACACAUUUGGAAUAUUUUUUGAUGACUUCCUGCAGCAUUUUGGUGACAGUAAAGGCAAAACACAGACUCUCAGCUCCGUGAUAGGUGGAAGUUACCUAUUGAUUGGUCCAUUGGUUGGAGUGAUAGAAAGCCGGUUCCAAUGUCGGAGAGUGGCUAUAGUUGGAGCUAUGGUAGCCAGUCUGGGGCUGUUCCUCUCCACAUUCUCUCCAAACCUUGACAUCAUGAUUUUACUUUACGGCAUUGUCGGGGGUACUGGCUUUGGGCUGGUGUAUGGACCUUCAAUAUUAAUAGUGAGUUACUACUUCAACAGACGCCGUGCCCUAGCUACAGGGAUAGCCGUAUGUGGGUCGGGUAUCGGCGGCUUCGUCUUUGCACCACUUGGUGCCUUGCUGCUUGAGGUGUACGGCUGGAAGGGCGCCAUGUGGAUCAUCUCCGCGAUCGUAUUGAAUGGGGUUGUGUUUGCAGCACUUUACAGGCCAAUUCAGUCGGAAAAGAAGAAACUGCUUGAUCAAACAAAAAUACCAGGAAAUAAAUCUCCGUGCUCUUCUCUAAGACAGACAUUAGGGAUUUCAAUGUUAGCAAGUCCAUCCGUGAUUGUUUACAUUGUAUCAUGUUUCCUGGUGUCUACUGGAUUCUACAUUCCGUUCAAUUUCCUGCCAGCGUUUGCUAAGGAGAUUGGACUAUCAGCCUCUGAAGGGGCCCUCCUCAUAUCCAUCAUCGGGAUCUUUAACACACUUUUGAGGGUUGUGAUUGGCAUUGUGUCAGAUCGAUCCUGGGCUGACUGUAUCCUGACCAACGGUGUGGUUCUGGUAGUAGGGGGAAUAACAACCUUCUUCAUACCAUAUUACACGUCCUUCGGUGUCCUGGCUGGUUAUUCCGCCAUCUUCGGGUCUACGAUAGGGAUUUUCGUUCCAUUAAAAUCAAUCAUUUUGAUAGAGUUGAAAGGAAUCUCGAAGUUGACAACAGGAUUUGGUUUAUUGAGUUUGUGCAUUGGAGUUGCCGUGGUCAUUGGAUCCCCUAUAGCAGGGUAUUUGUCGGACAUGACUGGAGACUUUAGUGUAGUUUUCUAUCUCUCUGGCACGACUAUAACGCUAGGUGGCGUACUAUGUCUACCUCUACGAAAAAUUCUGAAAUGGGAACAACAAAAACGAGAUCUUCAAACACACGAUUCAACGUUAACCGUGGACACGUAUAUGUAGAGAUUAAAUAUAUGUACUUCAUUGAUGUGAUAUAUGUACUUUAUUGAUGGGAUAUAUGUACUUUUAGAUAUAUGUACUCCAUUGAUGUGAUAUAUGUACUCCAUUGAUGUGAUAUAUGUACUUUUAGAUAUAUGUACUCCAUUGAUGUGAUAUAUGUACUCCAUUGAUGUGAUAUAUGUACUUCAUUGAUGUGAUAUAUGUACUUCAUUGAUUUGAUAUAUGUACUUCAUUGAUGUGAUAUAUGUACUUCAUUGAUGUGAUAUAUGUACUUCAUUAAUCAGAUAUAUGUACUUCAUUGAUCAGAUAUAUGUACUUCAUUGAUGUGAUAUAUGUACUUCAUUGAUGUGAUAUAUGUACUUCAUUGAUGUGAUAUAUGUGCUUCAUUGAUGUGAUAUAUGUACUUUAUUGAUGUGAUAUAUGUACUUCAUUGACGUGAUAUAUGUACUUCAUUGAUCAGAUCUAUGUACUUCAUUGAUCAGAUAUAUGUACUUCAUUGAUGUGAUAUAUGUACUUCAUUGAUGAGAUAUAUGAACUUCAUUAAUCAGGUAUAUGUACUUCAUUGAUGGGAUAUAUGUACUCCAUUGAUCAGAUAUAUGUACUUCACUGAACAGAUAUAUGUACUUCACUGAUCAGAUAUAUGUACUUCAUUGAUCAGAUAUAUGUACUUCAUUGAUCAGAUAUAUAUACUUCAUUGAUCAGAUAUAUGUACUUCAUUGAUAGGAUAUAUGUACUUCAUUGAUCUGAUAUAUGUAUUUCAUUGAUGUGAUAUAUGUACUUCAUUGAUGAGAUAUAUGAACUUCAUUAAUCAGAUAUAUGUACUUCAUUGAUGAGAUAUAUGUACUUCAUUGAUCAGAUAUAUGUACUUCAUUGAUCAGAUAUAUGUACUUCAUUGAUGGGAUAUAUGUACUUCAUACCUGUGAUAUAUGUACUUCAUUGAUGUGAUAUAUGUACUUCAUUGAUGUGAUAUAUGUACUUCAUUGAUGUGAUAUAUGUACUUCAUUGAUGUGAUAUAUGUAAUUCAUUCAUCAGAUAUAUGUACUUCAUCGAUCAGAUGUAUGUAAUUAAUUGAUCAGAUAUACGUAAAUUCAAUUGUGACAAUGAUGUGAUAUUAUGUACGUCAAUGAGCUGAGCAGAUAUGUGUACUUCAUCAAUCAGAUAAAUGCAUUUUAUUGA